AGUCAUAAAAACCCUUUUCAACUCACUUGUUCUUUGCCUUCUAAUUACCUAGUAAAACUAGCUCAGCAAUUCUUUUCUUUUAUAUCAAAACUUACUAUCACUUCUAUUCCUUCUUCAAAUUCUACAUUCAAAAAUCUUUCUGUUAUACAUCCAUAUCUGUGAGACUUCCCUCUUAAAUUCUGAACCACUUAUCCCUGUCUUUAAACCACUUAUCCCUGUCUUUGAAUCCAUCUCUCUGCUGAUGGCUGGGGGAUUUUUCAUUCUUUUUUGUCUCCUCCUUGUCCUGCAAUCUCUGGGAAUGAAGACACAGUGGGUGCACAAAGAUUUAAACUCUGGUUCCUAAUCAUGUACAUAAGCUUGUAUCACUCUCUGUGGGGAAAAAAAAAAAAUCACUCCUGUGGUGUUUCUAAGAGAUAAAUAGGUAUUUAUAACAUAAUUAAAUAGCAUUUGGGAUUAAAUUGUGGAACUCAUUUUAACAGAGUAUAGAAACAAUGAAUGAAUUGUACUCAAAACUGGACAAAAAGACUGAAAAGAUCAAGCAGUGGAAACUGUGGAAUCAGAACUAAACCAGAAAGUGCAAGAAAAUAGAAAGGUUAUUGAAGCACAGCAUAAAACCAUUCAAGAUACAAUCUACAAUAUUGUACAAAAUGCAUUGAAUAGGUGAAGGGAAAAUGCUUCUUGAUUUAGCAUGACAAUAUCACUAAUACAAUUAAAUAUUAAAGAAUGUUGCAUGUUGAUUUUUGCAUUGAGAAAAUGAUUAUUCUGAGCAGGGGGGUGCACCUGUCCUGUGUGAAUGUGUGGAUGAAGAACCUGCAAGUGUCCAGUCACUGGGAAAUUGUUGUUUAUUGUUCUGCCUUCCCUGCAAAAGAUGACUCAGCCUGGAAUUCUAGAUAAAACACACUUCUGCCUUCUGAUAAACAAAAUUACUUUUCCAUGUGAGAUUUAAAAAACAAAAGUGUAUUUCUGAUAUAUUUUUCAAUAAUGACGUGGUUUCCUGUUUGUUACCUUUGGAAUUCGUUUGAAAAUGAAAACCUCAGUUUAAAACUGGAAGAUGACAUGUGUGAAAAGAGAGAUCUCUUGGAAGAGUAAGUAAUACAAACAAAUAUUUUUUUGUGGAGCAUUUUCUGUUCUGAGAACUGGGUUGGUGUGAACAGAUAUGUUUAACUGUUAAAUUGUAAAGGUCAUUGCAUUGUUAAUCCUCAGGCCCACAAAGUUUGUGCAUUCCUGUGACACAUAUUAUGUUUUUUCUCUCUUUUAGACUUCAAGACUUCAAGGAAACCUGUAGUCACUUCACAGAGAAGUCCAGCAAAUUCUCUGCAGGUCAGCAGGAGGGCAACCAAAGAAACAGAUCCAUAAGCAUCAGACUGUGGAUGAUGGAUUUUAGGAAACUGUAUGGAAGAAGCCUCAGGCACUUACAAAUUGUGACACUGGACUCCAUUGUCCUGCCACAGUGUUUUGUCUUGCUGCUCCUUGGGAUCUCACUCCCAUCAGAGAGGGGUGCUCAGACACUGAACCUGCCUGUGGUGGUCUCCAGGGUGCACAAAUCCAGCUCCAACUGCCCAAAGCUCAUGAGUCCCUUCUUUGUGAUGUCUCUCCUCCUUGGCCUGAUUUUUGGACAAACAGCAUCGCUCUGUGCUCCUUCUGAGUACACAAUCCACGUGGAGAAAAGGGAAUGUGCCUAUUGCCUGGCCAUCAACACCACCAUCUGCGCUGGAUUCUGCAUGACUCGGGACAGCAAUGGCAAGAAGCUGCUCCUCAAGAGUGCUCUGUCCCAGAACGUGUGCACGUACAAGGAGAUGCUGUACCGGACAGCGGUGAUCCCGGGCUGCCCUCACCACACCCUCCCCUACUACUCCUACCCCGUGGCUGUGAGCUGCAAGUGUGGCAAGUGCAACACUGACUACAGUGACUGUGUCCGUGACAGGCUCAGGACAAACUACUGCACUAAGCCACAGAAGCUCUGUAACCUGUAAAGCUUUCAGCAGUGAUCUGCUCACACCUGAACUGAAAUAAAACUGUGUUUCGUAUUCGGUUU
Messenger RNA from Catharus ustulatus (Swainson's thrush), 2035 nucleotides. RefSeq names its product thyroid stimulating hormone subunit beta (gene TSHB). The record is from RefSeq and is a predicted model, not a curated record. NCBI's taxonomy places the organism in Eukaryota, Metazoa, Chordata, Aves, Passeriformes, Turdidae. Gene Ontology annotation, biological process: G protein-coupled receptor signaling pathway. Gene Ontology annotation, cellular component: cytoplasm; extracellular region. The transcript is spliced from 5 exons. Gene Ontology annotation, molecular function: hormone activity. Bases 1239 to 1973 code for a protein of 244 amino acids.